CGCAUCCUGGCAGCUCGCGGCGGAUUAUUACAACUCGUCUAGUGUCCACGCCAACCACCACUACGCCGGACGCACCUCUUCACACUCAGCAGACCCACUGCCCUCGUGCAUCACGCUGAGGUCAUCCCCCCCUGGAAGGAGGUGACAGGAGGAGCAAUGUGGAAGACACGCGUGGUAUUCGUCACUGUUUUCACCUGCGUCUUCCUGACCAGCCAUGCUUCUGAAAUCGAGAGCACAACAAGUAGAAGAGACAACCAUGAAGAUAACGGAGAUAUUAACCAAGUUAGACUUCCUGGCGUGUGAUUAUGACACAAAAUUCAGUAACUGGCAAGACGCAAAGUUAAACAGGCUAGCCAUGAAAAUUUCGGCACACCCUUACACCAAUACGACUUUCCAAAUACGAGAAAAGACCACUGGCAAAAUAAUAGCAACAAAUUCUACAGAACCUGAAGUUAGGGUGAGAAGUCUUCAGUGUGAUUCCAGAAGAUGCACAGCUACCGUGGAAAACAAUUGCGUUAAAUAUAAUGGUUACAAUAUGAAAAUGCAAUUCAUUCUGAAGCCAUCGAGUAAGAAAUUCAAGAGUCCCCUCGUUAAAUACGGUGCCGUCAAUUCUGAGGGAAGAGCAACGAUAGCAUUAAAAGAUCUGCUGCCCUUUACGAACUACACCGUAACCGCCAACCCUGCCAACGACGUGGGCGCCGCCACCGACCCCUCCCUCACCAAGGAAACCUCCUUCAUCGCAAUUUCCCAAUGCUAUUGGAAUCCAAGGACUAGGGCAGAGAUCGACGCAAAAACAACCCUACGCUUCACUUGGAACGGACUUCGCAGUAACAAUGGCAACCCUGGUUACUACACACUCACAUUCUUGGAUGGGAGGAGACAAGAGCACUGUGAAAAAUAUCACCGAUACUGAAAAUCGAAGUAUGUCAAAGGUCUUACCCACUGACGCACAAACGCAAACUCCUCGCGUGAUUACAGAAUCACAUUGUGAAACGUUUCGGCGUCUCAGCUCGACUCUUACUAGGCGUGACUGGCGAUUGCUAAAGUGAUUUUGAUUCUAAUGAUAGUCUAACAAGAAUUUUGUACUACUGAUGAACAAAAGAUCCAUGAAAACCCGGCGCAUUAUCUCUAUGGCUUUUGAAAACAGUCUUUAUGAGAAACCAAACGCAUUUCUGAAAAGGGACCUUGACAUGCCUGGCGGUGCAAGAUCUACAGGCUAAAGAUCUGUGUUCAGAAACGCUUUGCUCUCUCACCACGACUAUUCUCAAAAGUCACAGAGAUGAUUUGCUUGAUUCAAAAGAGAGAGAGAGAAUAAAUAAAUAGAUAAAAAUCGGCCUUAAAAACUCACGUAACUUCACCUAUAUACAGCCUUUUGAAUGUAGCGGAGGUGUGGCGCAGAAGUGUUUCAUAAAUAUUGCCCUUAACUUCAUCUCUUCUCCCGCCGCAGUUUGCUCACCUGACUCCAGGCAAAAAGUACACGUUAGAAGUGAAGGAGUGCUUUACAACAGUGCACUGUGACAUACUGACGACACUUGAAGAAUGGACGGAACCAGAGAAGCCACGAGUGCUGGAAAAGACAGAACUCCAGACAACAACAGACACCACCAUCACCAUCCAGCUGCCCGUCCUGCAGAACCCUCCAGGUGACUGGUUACUGGUGGCAGAAUGCACUGGAUAUUGCUGAGGAAAUACAGCGGCGGCGACGACGAACAUCACACAAGGAAGCAAGAUACUGAGAAGAAAGCACUGGUAACGGUUCGCACGGAAAGGGCGAAGGAAAGGAA
Molecule: messenger RNA, 1784 nt
Organism: Scylla paramamosain (green mud crab)
Lineage: Eukaryota; Metazoa; Arthropoda; Malacostraca; Decapoda; Portunidae
Exons: 8
Coding region: 215-913 (232 amino acids)
Molecular function (GO): protein binding
Source: RefSeq, a predicted model, not a curated record